Messenger RNA from Plectropomus leopardus (leopard coralgrouper), 1004 nucleotides. NCBI's taxonomy places the organism in Eukaryota, Metazoa, Chordata, Actinopteri, Perciformes, Serranidae. The record is from RefSeq and is a predicted model, not a curated record.
ACCAAAGUAAGGAGCGUCAAACAAAGGCCGGAUUUCUCUCUGUCUGGUCAGUGGGACGUAGUGACCAUGAACAGGGAUGGAGAGGAGGAGAGACACAUCUUUGAUGCAGUUCUGGUGUGCACAGGCCACUACACCCAUCCAGCCUUACCACUGUCAGAUUUUACAGGAUAUGAGACAUUUUCUGGCAGGUGUUUUCACAGCUGGGAAUAUAAAGAUGCAGAUGCCUGCAGAGGGCAGAGAGUGGUGGUGGUUGGCAUUGGCAAUUCUGGAGGCGAUAUUGCAGUUGAGAUUAGCCGAUCUGCAGAGAAGACAUUUCUCAGCACACGCCACGGCUCCUGGGUUAUUGGCAGAAUGUCCAGAAAUGGUCUUCCCCUGGACAUGACCCAUAUCACCAGGCUCACCAGCCUCCUCAUAUGGCUUCUUCCCAAAAAUCUGGUCAACUGGGCAGCAGAGAGAGAGCUGAACUACAAAUAUGACCACAGACUUUAUGGCCUGAAGCCCAGACACAGACUGUGGGAGAAAAGGCCCUUGAUUAAUGAUGACCUUCCUGGUCGAAUCCUUCAGGGAGCACUAGUAAUGAAACCCAAUCUGAAAGAAUUCAAGGACUCUGGAGUUGUAUUUGAAGAUGGCACCGUGGAGGAGGACAUUGACACUGUGGUCUUCUGUACAGGUUAUAAUUGUACCUUCUCAUUCCUGCCUCCAGGUCUAACUGAGGGGCCUAAAGGAGAGCUUACAUUGUACAAGUAGGUAUCUCGUUUGUUUGGUUUUUUUUAAUAGCAAGAGCUGAUUUUUUUAUUAUUUUGUAAAGAUGGUCGAUUGAAACUUCACAUUGCACAUUUAAAAACUCAGGUUUUUCAUUUAACUAAUUUAAAGCUUAAGUUUGUAUGAUUAGGGGGAUUUAGUGGCAGCUAGUGGUGAGAUUUGGAAAUUGCAACCAGUUUAAACUUGUCCCAGUUAGACUUUCAAAAGUCUUUAUAGUUCAGGAGGGUUUUACUGGGUACAAA